CGGGAGUCCGCGGGGACCGGCGCGCCACGCCGUGACGGGGUACCGUUACGUCUCCGGUCACACACAUCUCGAAGUCGGGCACCGGAGCCGAGCAGUAACGCUACACCGGUGAAGAAGGACAGACUGGACGGUGGUGAUACGGCUCCACGGUGGCGCCUGUCAGGUUCGGGCUAUGGCAUCAGCAAAACUCUACAGGCAGCUGGUGCUCGUCUGUUUUCUGAGCAUUUCAGCGUAUAUCGUGGUUCUGCAGCCGUUUCUACGGGAUCUCGCCACUGAGAAGCGUCGGUCGCAGUGGUCCCCGCUUCGCAGCGACCAGCAUCAGCCGGCCGGCCAUGGGGCGCCACCUGCAGAGGGCGCUGCUGCGGCCAGGCCUGGUCACGGUCUGACUGGCGCCGGCCGGUCUCAUGGUCCAGAUCGGGUACAUAAUUCGGCAGCCCGAGCAGAGGACGUUCGGAUCAGCACAGCAGCUCCUGUACCUCCACUAAAAUAUAUCCUCUACUGGAACGAGUUUUACGGCUCGAUGGAGUUUCAGUGGGGCUCUGGCCAGAAGCCGUUCAUCGAAAACGGCUGCGAGGUCAACACCUGCUUCGGCACAAACAACCGCAAACUUUUGAAGAUGGACCAGUUUGACGCCAUUCUUUUCCACGCCCAGACCCUGCCGUUCUUUGACUGGCCAAAGGUCCGCUCUCCCCACCAACGCUACGUGUUUGUGACCACGGAGUCUGCCCAGUACCUGGCCAUUCCGCUCACGUUCUACAACAACUUGUUCAACCUGACGCUGACCUACCGUCGCGACUCGGACUUCCCCUACCCUUACGGAGGUGUGGAGCCGGUGCCGUCCCCUCCUCCAACCUCGACCCGAAACUACGCCGCCGGCAAGACCAAACUGGUGGCCUGGUUCGUAUCGCACUGUUCAUCGAGAAGUAAUCGAGGAAAGUACGUGAAGCUCCUUCAAAAGUAUAUACCAGUGGAUAUCUACGGUAAAUGUGGCCCAUUGAAGUGCCCGAGAACCUCUGACAACAACUGUCAUAAAACUCUGCUGAACAAUGACUACAAGUUUUAUCUUUCGUUUGAAAACAGCAUCUGCAAUGACUACGUCACGGAAAAGUUGUUUGACGCUUUGAAAUAUGACGUGGUUCCAGUGGUCUUGGGUGGAGCAAACUACUCUUCAUUUGCCCCUCCCGGAUCGUACAUAGAUGCCCUGAAGUAUACACCAGAGGAACUAGCAAAAUACUUGCUCAAGUUAGACAAGGACGACGCUGCUUAUAACGCAUACUUUAAUUGGAAAGGCAAGUAUAAAAACGUGGAGAAGAUUUCAUAUAAAAAGUCGUCAUUUUGUGAUCUUUGUAAAUAUCUUCAUUCAGACAAAACGAAGAUCUACACAAGCAUGCAAAAAUGGUGGGUCAAGGGUCAGUGUAAGAGUUUAAAACUAUAGCUAGACAGUAAAAUGAUAACGGGGAUACCUUGUGUUUUGUUCUAACAUGCCGGAAAUAGAAAUAACGCAAGCAUCAAAGUUGGUAGCAUGAGG
Molecule: messenger RNA, 1528 nt
Organism: Amphibalanus amphitrite
Lineage: Eukaryota; Metazoa; Arthropoda; Thecostraca; Balanomorpha; Balanidae
Product: alpha-(1,3)-fucosyltransferase C-like
Exons: 2
Coding region: 173-1435 (420 amino acids)
Cellular component (GO): membrane
Molecular function (GO): alpha-(1->3)-fucosyltransferase activity
Source: RefSeq, a predicted model, not a curated record